AUGAAGCCCGCGCAGGAGCGCUUGCAGGCAAAGCUUCGGGAGUUCCUCCCCAGGAUGUCCAGACCCAGAUGUACAGUACUCAUGGGCGCCAGGCCAAUUGAUCGGCAUACCCACCCGGAGAUUGUGCUGGAACUCUUGGGGGAAGAUCUGGCUCUGCCCGUCAGAUGGAAGGACACUGUGGAGGCCCUGGGCCGAUGCGGCCUGGAAGACAUCUUCGAGUGUGGACCCUCGAAGGAGCUCAAGGCCAGCAUGAAGCGAAUCGACAACGACAUCUGGUCACGAACCUGCAAUGUGGAGGUUUGA
Molecule: messenger RNA, 303 nt
Organism: Symbiodinium natans
Lineage: Eukaryota; Dinophyceae; Suessiales; Symbiodiniaceae
Source: the annotation of a GenBank genome assembly